UGGUCACCGCCUUCUCCGCCUGGUCCCUGGAGCCCGCCCCCGUCUUCGCCCGCUCCGCACUAGAUCUCUCUUUCGCGAGGAGGACGACGAGGAGGUGGUGGCGAUAUCUAGGAUCGAUAAGCUGCAGAAUACUUUUCACCAAUGGGAACAAACCCCUGUAUACACCGGAGAACAUGUUCAGUUAACUAAAAGAGCUCCAGGCCAGUUGUAAAAGCAUCGAGUGGCAGAUUUUACCUUUUUCUGCGAAAAGAUGGAUGAACUGGACAAGGCAAUUGCAGUCGCUGCCAGAGAUCCAGCUUAUUAUGGACUUGACGAAGUUGAACUUGGAAAAUGGAGAAACUGGACUAGCACUGCUCACAACCAGGUGCGUACUGUGAGGAGAAAUGUUGAAGCUGGAAAGGAGAAGAGCAGUCUUAUCACUGGUUCGCGCCAAGACCUAACGGGUCUUCCACGUGGGCAUGAUUCUCAAGCAGGAAGAUCUAACCGCUAUGGAGCCGAAGACAACGAUGAUUUUUUCUCUUCAAAAUCAGAUCGGCAGCUGUUUCUAAUAAAAGCUUUUCGAAGAAUGGGUGAGGUCGAUUCUCAAAGCGCACAAGGAUUUGGAACUCCUCGAGAACAUGAACGGGCUCUAUACGCUCUACAUGGAGCGAGCUGUUGGCGAGUUGGCGAAGGAGUUGGGCCCUGUCGCUACCCAAGGGGUGCUCGACAUACAAAUGAAUAUGUUAUAUGCAAUGGCUGCAAAAGUCCGGAUACCAUACUUUCUAAGGAAAAUCGGUUAUUCUUCCUCCGCUGUGAACAGGUUUCCUCAUUGCCCUGGGAUUUACACGAGAGAGCAGGUAGAGGCAUGGAAGAAGGUGGUGGACGCCGUCCAUGCCAAGGGAAGCAUCAUCUUUUGCCAAUUAUGGCAUGUUGGCCGGGCUUCUAAUCCUGUGUACCAACCUCAGGGUGCAGCUCCGAUAUCGGGAAGAUGGAAAAUAUUAAUGCCUGACGGUUCGUACGGCAAGUACCUGAAGCCCAGAAGGCUUGCAACUGCAGAGAUUCCAGAUAUAGUCCAACAAUACCGUCAAGCUGCGCUAAACGCGAUCGAAGCAGAGAUUCCAGAUAUAGUAAUGGUUUGAAUAUUUUCAAUAGAAAAUUUGGAGGAUUGUUACAAAUCGUGAGACAAACUGGCCUUAAAUGUCCUAAAAUUGCUCCUCAAAAGUUUGAUGCGGGUAACAAUUAGGUCUUUACGCGGUCCUAAUUGUGAGCUCUUAUCUGGUGUGCUUCUUUCUUCCAGAUGGUAGACAAAGGAAGAAAUUAAUUCUUUUGUGGGACAAAUCUCAGGACUAAAUUGUUGACCAAAACUCAGGAGUUAAUUGAAAUUGGCGGUCAAAGAUGGAGAAAUAAAUUUUAUAACCUAACUUUUUUUUUCUGCUCUAAUCUGAUGAUAUCAGCUUGGCAAUAUUUGCAUUUUGUGAUCAUUUCAUCAUUUCCAAUGUUUUAUUGUUUCAUCGUGAUUCCUUGAACAUUGUGAUAACGUAUUACACCUCUGGCAUUGGUCAUGUGCAAAAUGUAAUUCCUCAAAAAAGGCUAAUCUUGUCUCGUCCUGUUUUGAAGGUGAAUGCAUUCCCCAUCAUCGUCAUGUUCGGCAUGUGCUCCAUAUUCCUUUUCAUGGCCUCAAUCUUGCAGAGGCGUCUAAUGGUCAUCGCAGAUCGCCCCAAAUCAAGUUAACAUUAUUAAUUUAUCAUUCAUGCCAUCAACCAGACAGCUCAUUUCAUCGGGGAUACAUGGUUCAACUUAAGGGUCUGAUAUUUUCUCCCUCCUGAAUGUUAUGCUCCAUAAUUUUCUUACAGAGCCACAAGAUUGGACUGCUUUAAGGGAGAUGGUUGGUGAAGAGGAGCCGCUGUAUGUCUAAACUAAAAGUCCGAACUCUUCAGAGCUCUCAUGCCGCAACGAUGCAAUCCAAUGCAUCGUUUGGAAUUUUUUCGAGAUAAUAGAUGUUUACCAUCGUUUAGAAUUUAUUAUUGUUUGGUUGGAAUUCAAACAAGCAUUUUGUAGUUGGAACUCAUAUAUGAAAUUUAUUUUUAAUAUUGAAACUGUGAUUUGUCGCAAA
This is a messenger RNA of Ananas comosus (pineapple), 2092 nucleotides long. Its product is annotated as 12-oxophytodienoate reductase 7-like. Lineage: Eukaryota; Viridiplantae; Streptophyta; Magnoliopsida; Poales; Bromeliaceae. Gene Ontology annotation, cellular component: membrane; peroxisome. The coding region runs from base 251 to 925 and encodes 224 amino acids. The record is from RefSeq and is a predicted model, not a curated record. Gene Ontology annotation, molecular function: oxidoreductase activity; translation initiation factor activity; FMN binding. The transcript has 8 exons. Gene Ontology annotation, biological process: translational initiation; vesicle-mediated transport; oxylipin biosynthetic process.